AAAGUCGUCAUCCUUGGUGCACAAGGUGUUGGGAAAACAUCGCUUGUGCAUCGUUAUACGUCUGGUCAAUUUAGUGCUUCUGCCGUACCGAGCACAAUCGGAGCAAGCUUUUUGACAAAGAAGUUGAUCGUGGAUGGAAUCAAAGUGCGCCUACAGCUAUGGGAUACAGCAGGACAGGAAAGAUUCAGAAGUAUGGCACCGAUGUAUUAUCGUGGAGCGAAUGCGGCCGUUAUUGUUUACGAUAUUACCAACCCACACAGCUUUGAGGAUGUAAAGACGUGGAUUGAUGAAUUACGUCAGAAUGUUCAUUCAGAUCUGGUCAUCCAUAUCGUUGGCUCAAAAGCUGAUCUGUCUUACGCACGUCAGGUUGAUCUGAAUGAUGCAAGACAAGCA
Molecule: messenger RNA, 393 nt
Organism: Meira miltonrushii
Lineage: Eukaryota; Fungi; Basidiomycota; Exobasidiomycetes; Exobasidiales; Brachybasidiaceae
Exons: 1
Molecular function (GO): GTPase activity; GTP binding
Source: RefSeq, a predicted model, not a curated record